This is a messenger RNA of Toxotes jaculatrix (banded archerfish), 1969 nucleotides long. It is a transcript of the gene lcmt1, whose product is annotated as leucine carboxyl methyltransferase 1. Gene Ontology annotation, cellular component: cytosol. Bases 253 to 1293 code for a protein of 346 amino acids. NCBI's taxonomy places the organism in Eukaryota, Metazoa, Chordata, Actinopteri, Toxotidae. Gene Ontology annotation, molecular function: protein C-terminal leucine carboxyl O-methyltransferase activity. Gene Ontology annotation, biological process: C-terminal protein methylation. The transcript is spliced from 11 exons. The record is from RefSeq and is a predicted model, not a curated record.
GACCAAAUGUCAAAACAUUUGUAGCUCCGAGCAACUUUGUUUUUAGACAGCAAAAUAUUAUUGCCUCGUUUUGCAUUGUUUAUUUUCACCCAACUCGUGGUUUGUUUACUGCACACAAGACCUUGAGCUUGUCGACUAUGCUCUCAGUUUUAUUGUUUCUCUUCCCCGUUUUGUUGAACAAGCCUGUCUGUCAGAUUCAUAUCGAGCUAGUCAGUUAGCUUGUAGCAGCUAAAGCCGAAGUAAAACAGGUGGAUGAGAUUAUGCAACGCUCACAGUUUUCAUGUUGACCACAUAACGUUAGGACAGAGAUCAUUAAUGGCAGCUCGGCAACCCUUCACAGACACGGAUACUGCCGAUGAAGCAGUGAGGGCGACGUGUGACGAUGCAACCACAUGCAAACGGUUUGCUACCAGUAAAGGCUACUGGAAGGAUCCAUAUAUCCAGUACUUUGUGAGAUCAGUGGGAGAGAGGAAGGCCCCUGAAAUCAACAGAGGUUACUAUGCCCGUGUUCAAGGGGUCAACCAUCUCCUUGAUGCAUUUAUAAGGAAAACAGAUUGUGACUGUCAAGUAAUCAACCUGGGAGCUGGACUGGACACUACAUUUUGGAGACUAAAGGAUGAAAACCUCAUGCCACGGAAGUUCUUUGAAGUUGACUUUCCUACCAUUGUGGCCAGAAAAAUACACAACAUAAAGACAAAACCACCUCUGUCCAAACCCAUCAUUGAAACCCACUCAACAGACUCCUUACUACUAGAUGCCCACAGCCUUGACUCAGACCGAUACUGUAUCAUUGGAGCAGACCUCAGAGACAUCUCUAGCUUGGAUGAAAAACUGAAGAAGUUCCAGCUCAACCCAGAAUUACCAACGUUGCUCCUGUCUGAGUGUGUGCUGGUCUACAUGACGCCCUCUCAGUCCUCCAGCCUCGUUCACUGGGCAGCAGAGACCUUCCACACUGCCAUGUUCAUCAACUAUGAACAGGUGAACAUGAGUGAUCGGUUCGGCCAGGUGAUGAUCGAGAACCUGCAGCGCCGCCAGUGCACCCUGGCAGGAGUAGAGGUCUGCCAGUCCUUGGACUCUCAGAAGGAGCGCUUUCUGAAGACUGGCUGGGAGCACGCUGAUGCUCUGGACAUGAUGACCAUCUACAGUAUGCUCCCUCAGGAUGAUAUGGCGAGAAUUGAGCGACUGGAGUUCCUGGAUGAGAAGGAGCUUUUGCAACAACUUCUUCAGCACUACAGCAUCUGCUGGGCCAUCAAGGACAAACUCAACCUGGGUCUGUCACAGUUGGCUUUUUGAGUGUGAAAACUGCUCCACUGCUUGGACAUGCUUUACAUGUGUGUUCGCCAAAAUCAACAACAGGAGAAAACGUGUAAAAAGGAGACAUUGGGAAAGAGGAAACCUUUAUUCUCAGUCGUCUGGGAGCUGGUCCGGUUUGGAAAAGUCCCGACAUCAGCGGAAUGCGAUUACAUGUGCAUCCAUGUUGAAGAACUGUGAAGAGUUUUGUCACUACACUGGCAUUGAAUUACCAAGAGCAAAAAAAAAAAAUAGGUUAUGUUUGUUUUAUCCAUUUGCUUACAGGCAGAUUUUGUCUGUGAUUAACAAUCGAUUGAACAAAAAUAUCAUUUCAAAAUCGGCUCACCUGUGCUGGAAAUGAAAGAAUGUCUGAAGCCUGAGCAUUGUCAGAUGUCAUGUAUUCGUCCUUGUCUUGGAUUUUAUGUGCCAUUUUAAUUUUAUUUAUUGUUCAACUGUUACUUCCAGACUCAUUUACUUACAAACACACGUGCAUGUGAUCGCUACUGUCAAACCGCAAGAAAUGCAUUAACACGCAGCUGCCGGUUACCGUGCGUUACAGUCGCCUGUCAGAUCUUUUCUAUUCUUUCCUCUAGUUUUCAAACAGCAAAGAGGACAUGACAGAUUAGUUUGUAAUAGACUAUAUUUGAUGAAUGCUGUGCAAGUGCAGUUGAAUAAAAAU